GCGAUCCAACGCGUAUGCCUUCUAAGUUUACUUAUUGGCCACAUAAUAUGAUUGAUCCCGUGACGUGAUGGAAGCUUUGAAAUUGCCGGGAAGAUAACGGCUCCCUUAAACCCUAAACCCUAAACCCUAAAUCCUAAAUCCAAAUCCCUCGAUGCCCUUCCCUCUUUCUCUCUCUUCCGCCACCACCGGAACCUCCAUUUUUGGACUAUUUCACCAAUCUCGCCUCCCCUUAAAACCACUAAUAUCUUCUCUGAGCCAUAAAAAACUCACAGAUUUUCAAUUUCCAUGCUUUAUCGUCAUCUCCUGUGGAGAUUUCGCCGCCUUCCUCUUCUUCUCUCUAAUUCUUUCACUUCCACUUCUGCCGCCGUAAUUUCCUAUGAACCUAUCUCCACUACCUCCGAAACCCUAAUCACUAUCCACAACGAUGCAGUCUCUGAAAUUAUUCACGGUUUAAGGAAUUUAGGGCUUCAUCGAUUUCUUUCUGGCGAUCAUUUUAAGGUGAUAAUCAGUUCCGGUUUGGAUGCGGAUACUGUUGAUCAAGUUAUUGACAGAUUGAGAGUCGAAAAACCGGAAUCUGCUGUGAGUUUUUAUUGGUUUUUGAGGAGUGAUUAUGGGUUUCGGCAUUCGAGGAAAUGUGGGUUUGUUGUGGCUCAUAUUUUGGCAGGGUUGUGGCGAGUUAAGCAGUUACAGGAGCUUAUGAAGGAAAUCGUAGUUGAAGAAGGAUCAGGUUCUGCGCCUUUUCUUUGUGAUAUCCUGGAUAACAGCUUCAGGGAAUGGAACUCAACUUGUCUGGUCUGGGAUAUGGUGGCAUUUUGUUAUUCAAGAUGUGAGAUGCUGCAGGAUGCCCUUGUUGUUUUGGCAAAGAUGAAGACUCUAAAUUUGCAACCAUCAAUUUACACCUAUAAUAGUUUGUUGCAAAAGUUGAGAGACACUGAUAUUAUAUGGGAUGUGUAUGAUGAAAUUAAAGCCAGAGAUAUCCCACAGAGCAGAUAUACCAAUCCUAUUUUUAUAGAUGGCCUAUGUAGGCAGUCAAUGCUCCAUGAAGCAGUAAAAUUUUGGCAGGAGACUGAAGGAAAGGAUAGUGGGGUGUCCAUUGUUUCAUUCAACACCCUUAUGUCUGGUUUUUGCAGAAUGGGCCUUGUUCAUGUUGCAAAGUCUUUCUUUUGUAUGAUGCUCAAGUGUGGGAUUCUCCCUGAUGUAUACAGCUACAAUAUCCUCAUUGACGGAUUAUGUAUGGCUGGAGGUGUAGAUGAAGCUUUGGUGUUUACAGAAAACAUGGAGAAGAAUGGUAUUGAACCUGAUAUUGUAACUUACAACACUCUUCUCAAAGGCUUUAAUCUACUUGGUUUGGUAGGUGGAAUUCAGCAGAUCAUUUGGAGAAUGACGAGCAAGGGUCUAAAACCUGAUUCUUAUACCCAUAAGGUAUUGCUUUGUGGAUACUCCCGGGGUGGAAACUUGGACGAAGCAUUUAGGCUGCUACAAAAGAUGAUUCCUCAGGGUGUUCCACCAAGCAUUAUUCCCUACAGUAUCGUGCUUGAUAAUCUGUGUAAGAUGGGGCAAGUUGAAAAGGCAAUCAAAUUGCUUGAUGAGAUGGAAAGCCUAGGACUAAAACCAGACAUGGUUGUUUAUUCUAUCCUUAUACAUGGCUUUUGCAAGAUAGGGGAAGUGAAUAAAGCUAUACAGCUCUGCAGUGAAAUGUAUGCGAGAAGAAUCUUCCCCAGUUUAGUCUCUUAUGGAACAAUUCUCUCUGGCCUAUGUGAUAAGGGGAUGAUGCCAGAGGCGAGAAUGUACUUUGAUGCCUUGGCAAAAUGUGAUUUAUCUUUCGAUGUUUCUUUGUAUAAUAUAAUGAUUGAUGGAUAUGUGAAGUAUGGUAAUAAUCGAGAUGCUGUACAGUUAUACAUGCAGUUGUUAGAGAAGGGGAUUAAGCCAAGCGUAAUAACAUUUAAUUCAUUGAUACAUGGGUUCUGUAGAAGCAGAAACCUUGUCAUGGCUAGAAAGUGGUUUGAGACGAUUAGGGUGCAUGGACUUUUACCAAAUGCUGUAACUUAUACCACUCUUAUGGAUGGGUACUGUAAAUUUGGAAAUACAGCUGUCAUGCUUGAGUUGCUUCAGGAGAUGAUGACUGAAAAUUUGAAUCCAACACAUGUCACAUAUACUGUCUUAAUCAAAGGUCUCUGCAACCAGAGGAGGUGGCAGGAAUCUCUACAAGUGGUUGCCAAAAUGUAUAUUUUCGGUCUUAAUCCUGAUCAAAUCACUUACAAUACCAUUAUUCAGUGUCUCUGCAGAGAUGGAAGCUUGGAAGGAGCAUUUGGCCUACAUAAUGAGAUGCUAAAGGAAAAUCUUCAACCUAGUUCUGCCACUUAUAAUAUUCUCCUGAAUGGCCUAUGCUUAUAUGGUGAUUUAAAGGCUGCAGAUAGACUAAUGAAUUUUCUUCAAAAUCAGCAGAUUGGUCUGACAAAAGUUGCUUACACUACGUUGAUAAAAGCACAUUGUGUCAAGGGAGAUACAUCUGCAGCUGUUUUACUUUUUCAUUGCAUGCUGCAGAAGGAUUAUCAAGUUUCCAUCAAAGAUUUUACUGCUUUCAUAAAUAGAUUGUGCAAGAGAGGUUUCCUCACUGAAGCAAAACUAUUUUUCUGUGUAAUGUUGUCAAAUGGCAUUUUACCUGAUAAGAAACUUCAUGAUGUGCUGGUUGAGGCCUUUCUUUAAUAUGCUCUAUGAGAAGCAAUGUCUUGUUCUCUACUUUCUCUGAGAUCACUGAGAUAAUGUUCGCAAGGAGAUCAUGUCAGGAACAGAAGUUGUUUCUGUAAGACUGAUAGUAAUCAAGAUAGGAACGAAAAAGGGUGCUACGAGAGCUGCGGAACAGUAAAUGGUGUUCUGGACUCCUUGUUAAGAGCUAUUAUCUACAGUUGCGACAAUUAUGACAAUGUCCAGUAUGAUGCCAUGGUUACUGGGCACUGAAAGUGGUCAGGAUGUACCAUGACAAGCAGAAAGGCAAAACAGUUUUUCCUUUUGCAGUCACACAGAGAUAGACCUUUAGCAUCAUUGGCUGUUUCCUAGAUCUAAAUCUCAUCUAAUAAAUUGUCUUUAGAGAAAGCUGACAACAUGCAAUUGUUUGGGCUAAUCAGAAUUUUUGAUGACGUGCAAUGUUUAAGGUGGGGGAGAUUUGCUACUUAAAUUUGCUUUACAAUAAAUAUGCUAAAUAUUGUACUGCUCCAAGGAAUUAAAAAGUGACCCUUGACAUGUGGACAUGAGCAAUAAUUGUAUCUCACGUAGUGGAUACUGGUUGGACAAAAUAAAAACUGCUAAAACAUUCACGAUUUGCACAUUUCAGUAGAAUUGCAAUUCUGUAUCCCCCCCCCCCCAUAUAGUGCUUCUCUUUUCAUAGUUCCACCUUUCACGCGUAAGACAUGCUUCUUAAUCCUCUUGCCUCUCUAAAACCAUCAAACCCGUAUCAAAUUAGAAGAAACCUCAAGCUAAAUUGAGGUUUGCAAUUAACUUGGGUAGUUCUUAAAGGAACUGAAAAUUUAUUAGAGCUUACUAAUCAGAGCUUAUAAAACUUAUUUGAAUUAAAUCAUAACUUACUCUAACUUAUAAAUUAACUUGGGUGAAUUAACUCAUAACUUACUAUAAGUUAUAAAUUAACUUGGGUAGUUCUUAAAGGAACUGAAUUAAUCUGAAUUUAUUGGAAUUUACUAGAACUUGUCUAGGAUCUUUUUCCUUAGAUGUAUAUUUUUAAAGGUCAGAAGAAUGUAGCCUAGCUUGAUAUAUGCCUCUUUAUAUCAAAUUAUAUACUUAUGUGUUAUGA
Molecule: messenger RNA, 3805 nt
Organism: Beta vulgaris subsp. vulgaris (sugar beet)
Lineage: Eukaryota; Viridiplantae; Streptophyta; Magnoliopsida; Caryophyllales; Amaranthaceae
Product: putative pentatricopeptide repeat-containing protein At1g13630
Exons: 5
Coding region: 286-2706 (806 amino acids)
Molecular function (GO): protein binding
Source: RefSeq, a predicted model, not a curated record